UCACCCACCACCCAUGGCUAGAGCCAGCAUUAUCCCUAACAACCCUUAUGUGUAAGCUGCUAGGUGACAAUUGGAAAGGGCCUCCUCCCUCUUUCCCUAGAUGGGUAGAUCCAGACACUGUAUCAACGAGCACCCCCAGUAAUACUCGUCUGUGCCUGCAGGGCUCCUGUACAUUGCAUGCUGUACGUUCUCCUUUUACUCCGGUAACAACAACGUGGAUGCUGAGCCAACAAAGACUGUAUUGCAAACAGCUGUUGUGUAGCCCCCAUCACUCGUCUCUCCUCAGCCUGCACCACUAUAUGUUCUCCGAGGCAGCUCCACUCUGCAUCGCUCCAUUCCGGGCUCGGGCAUAGGCCUGCACAGAUCACGGCAGAGUAUGAAUGCAUCAAUUCCCAACUCCUUAGCCGGCUUCCCUCCUGUUUUUCCUAUUGUAAUUUGUCUGCAGACCAGGAUGACCCCUGUGGAUGGCGAAGUAGGAGGAGUUCUGCUGCAAGGUUGUGAACAUGGAGGGGUCCAUGAAUAUCAGAAAGUGCCCCUAGCUUCUCUCCAGGCCCCUUGGCAAGGGUUCACUCUUUCUCCCUUUUGUUUCAUUCUCGCUUCCUCUCCCCAUUAUUUUAUCCGGCGUUCAUGUUUGAGGUCUGUUUUUCCUUCUUACGCUUCCUUUUACCAUUUCUCACCACUUCUGUUUACAGCAUGCUUAAGCUGUGAUUCAAACCAAGGAAGGGCUGCCUCAUUGUGACACUGGGACUCAACAUAAACCAAACCCUGUGUUUAUAACAUCGGCUGUGAUUCUCAGCCUUGAGUGCGCACUAGCUACGUGCUGCUCUGUGGAAGUGGGGCAAGGCAGACUGGAGCCGCUGUUGUAUAGUUUGGGUGUGAGAAUGAGGAAGUCCCUGAAGAAAGGCGGAGCGAGUGUGGCCUCCAUAGAUAUAAUGGACCUUUUUAUAAAAACCACAAAAGCAUUUUCAACUUCCCCACCUCAUACAGCGCACACAGCUUUUUGGAACUGCUUAUGGCUCCUAGACAGGAAGAUAGAAACAGUGACACUGCAGAAAACAGCCUGGAAAACUCUGAGUAAAAUGAUUAGAAGCCCCAGAUAUUUGUUCAGUUCUGAACGAAGCUAUUGGAAAAAGGAAGCAGAAGUAUUGGAAAAGGAAACAACUUUGCAUUUACCUCAACCACUCUAUAAUCAUCUUCCUGCAUAGAGCUCGGUCCAGAUGGUUAGGUCUGAGUCCCUAUCACAACCCAGCUGAGAAGGAACUAAGUGAGUUUCUAAAAAUCAUAUUGCUUUUGACCAGCACUAAUGUGACCAGGGUCAAGUUGUGAUACACAAUGUGUUGUCCCCCAGAGGCCAGAAUAGCAUUUGGGACAUCUAGUUUCAUCACAAUUUGUGAAUUUUGUGUAGGAGUGGGUUAGGGGGUGUGACCAUUUAUAAUAUUAUUGAUAUUGAUAUUACAAAACGGCAAUGAAUCUUACAAGAUAUGCCAUGGAAGUGGAAAAGGUAUGAUUUGCUAAGUAUGAUAAUCUGGUUUAUAUGUAUGUGUCGUCUUUGUAUUGUGAGUUAUAAAUCUAUAUGAUAUCUCUGUAUCUCAAACCUGUGCUGUGCUCCUGGGUGACACCCCCCAGGCAGAUUGGCAUCAGCACUAUCUGGACUGCUUAAUGGCCCAUCAAGGGCAAUCAGCUGUACAAUGAACCCAUUGAGAGAAGCCAUUGGGCUAUGCCUAUGCGUCAGCAGGACAUGUAAGGACAUGCCUGUGGACAGGGGACUCCAAGAAAUUUCCAUGCCCAUGUGCUUUGAGUUUGUAUUUGGGACAAAGGAAAUACAAGCCAAAUGAAAAAAGAUAUAAAAAAGGCAGCUGCAUCUUCUCCAUUUUUCUUCAGUUCUGCUUCUCUCACCUUUUGGAGUAACUUCUGUACAAACUGAAGCUUUGAACAAAGGAUUGAUACACAUAUCCAAGCUGUGGAUGUGUUCCAGAGGGACUUUACAAGCCAGCAAGCUCACCAAUGCUGCUAAGAACCUGAUAUAUGGACUCUGAAGUCAUAUCGCUCCAGGAAGGGCAGGGGGACUGUAUCUCACGCCCUCAGCGGAGCACUGCAGGGAGCAGUGGUUUCCUCUUCCCUCAUGACUGAGCUCUCUGCUGCUCUGGUGUCACCCAGCUCGGGGACCCUGCUCCGCGGAGCCAAGGAACCGAGGGCUUGAAGACAUGCAGCUCGUCGGGACGCACUGAGCACAAUGCUCCAGCACAACUGCCUGGAGUUGGUACCUUUGGUCCUGUGCAACCACUUCAAUGGAGAGGGAGCGUUAACACCCUACAUUUCUGUUGAACAGAGUAACUGGAUUAGUGCACAGGGGGAAUGCGGUGGACAAGGCUCUUGACACAGUCCCAUAUGACGUUCUGAUAGCACAUCGGAAGCAGGAAACCUGCCUAACAAUCAGUGAGGUCAUUGGAUGAUUGAGGUGGUAAAAAAGCACUGAAGGAAGACAAGGCCAUUGCAGAGAAGCCAACACGAUUCUUUGUAUCAGUCUUUACUGCAGAGGAUGUGAGGCAGAGUCCCACACCUGAGCCAUUCUCUUUAGGUGACAAAUCGGAGGAGCUGUCCCAGAUUCACGUGUCUAUAGAGGAGGUUUUGGAACUUGUUGCCAGGGGAUGUUGUGAAGACCAAAAGUAUAAGAGAGUUCAAAAAAGAAUUAGAGAAGACACUUUGAAUGGUUUAUGAGAAGAAAGCAAGAUGGACGGAAGUCAGCCCCGCACCGAGACUCCCACGGCUCUCAAGAGGAUCUCUCUGCUUUCCUCUCCCAUGAGGGCAGUCAUCCGUCUGCGACGAAAAGUCCAGUUCCUGAAGAAAACUCGCCUGCAUCUGAACCUUCCCAGAGAACAAUCUCCAGAGCUGGUCCAAACUAAGCUUCUUCAAAGGCAGAUUUCCUUGAGCCGAACAAACCUGUAUAACCCUUCGAUGUCCCUCUUUAAUCAAGCCACUUUUGACAAUUCUCAGUACUUCACCUUUGACACGUCUGUGGACCAGUCAAUGGUGAAUAAAUACAAACGGAAGAAGACCCGCAGGAAGUCCAGGAUGGUGUUGUAUCCAGAAAGCUCCAAAAAGUACCUUCCAACAGAGCAAAAGAGUAAAGCAAAGCGCUGCCUUCUCUUGCUCAUUGGCAUCAUCUGCUUCCAAAUACUAAAUGCUAUUGAGAAUUUGGAUGACAACCUUCAGAAGUAUGACCUAGAUGGGCUGGAGAAAACCAUGCACCGGGAAGUAUUUGGGCAGAAGUUGGCUGUGGACAGAAUUAUGGAAUUGUUGAAAGACUACCUGGCCACCCAUAUACACAACAAGCCAUUAGUGAUCUCCUUCAAUGGCCCACCUGGGGUCGGAAAGAGCCAUGUUGGGUGGCUGCUGGCUAAACACUUUCGUUCAGUCAUGGACAAUGACUUUGUGCUUCAGUACUUUGUGAUGCACCACUGUCCAAACAAGGAGGCUAUUCCUGCUUGCCAAUCGGAUUUGUCUGAAAAGAUUUCUGAGAUGGUCACCAGAGCAGAGAUAGAAGAGAAGAUACCAUUGUUUAUUCUGGAUGAGAUUGAGCUCAUGUCUCCAGUCCUGUUGGAUAUGCUCAGCAGAUUCUUCCAACCAAACCAGACCAACGAGUUCCUCAAUGCCAUCUACAUUCUAAUAAGCAACGUAGGGGGCAGUGAAAUCACAACGUUUGCCCUCCAGAAUGUUUCCAGUGACCUUCUGCACCAGCAAAGAAAAAUAGAAGAACUGCUGUACAUUAUCCAGCCUAUUCUGACCCACUUCCACCCUCUUUGGAAGUCUGCUGACAUCAUCCCAUUUGGUCUGCUGGAGAAGAGUCAUGUCAUAAACUGCAUCUUGGAGGAGAUGAUGCGGGAAGGACUGUAUCCCGAUCAGAGCCAUAUUGAGAAUUUAGCUAGCCAGCUCAGCUAUUACACUACAGGAGGCAGGGAGUAUGCCAUAACUGGCUGCAAGCAGGUCGGAGCCAAAGUCAAUCUGCUGUAGCAGUAACUAUAAAUAAGAGGCCAAAUCCUGUUCUCGGCACUUUGCAUUCAGUGGAGAUAGCCUGGCUCUCUGCUGGCAUGACUGACAGCAGAUUUUGGCCCAGCAAGCAUUUCUUCAAGGGUACAGAUAUAAAGCUGUCUCAGUGACCAUGUUAUAAGAGGGUUCUAGGAGGCAGGACAGCAGCUGUCACCUCUUCUAAGAUGAGCUCUGUUCUCCUAUUGAUUUAUCAGACUUGAGUCACUGAACUCCCACUGUCCUGCAAAUAAUCCCCUGUUGACUAAGGCCAGGAGCUCUCCCUGAGGAUAUGUCUGCAAAGCAAUUUAAGGCCAGGUCUGAGUCCGGGCACAAGCCAAACCCCCUUGUGUCCACACUGUAAAUGUGCUCGCCUAGGGCUCCAGAUCCAAGGUCCUAGGACCCUGCAGGGCUGGAGGAUCCGAGCCCUAGUGCUUUCCUGUGUGUACACGACCCCAACCUGAUUUGGGUCCAGAAGUCCUCUGGAUGUAUCCCAGAGUUCCCAGCGGCAGCAUCAUUACUGCUUGGCAGAGCGCGCUCCCUGUUCCUGCUCCUCUCACAGUGGCUGCUCUUGCUCUGGCUCCUCCUCGCUGCUGCGCAGAGUUUGCCUGGAGCAGGGAGCAGAGCUGACAGGUGGGAGGUGGCUCCUGGAGGUCAUCCCUCUGCCAACUGUGCUGAGCCAAAAGCUCUGCCGCUCGCCCUCUGUGCAGCUUGGUCCUGCUCUGCUCUCUGUGCCUUGCUCCUGCCCGCCCCCCACCCUCCCUGGGGCUGUGUGUACAGGGGCACCUCGAAAGUGUGCACUGUCAGGGUGGUGAGUAGGCACCCCCAAACUUCCCCACAGCCUCCUGGGGAUCCCUUAUCCCUGCCUCCUGGGGUGCGGCAGGAGCCAGGAUAAGGGGAAUGCUGGGAGGUGCUGGAGCAUGCUUCACCCCAAGCCCUGGCCAUGCACUUUACCGCUCUGCAGCCAGCAGCAGCUGGGCGGGGUGGGGGUGGGGAUGAGUUUUUCCUCUGAUACCUUCAUUUUAGGUCGAACUUCUGGGCACUGCAGUGUGGAUGCCAGAGCCCUAAGUUUGAGCACGGGUCAGAAAAUCCUUAACCUAGGGUUCAAAGGCAGCAUAGACACUGAAGCCCAGAGUUCCCUGACACAGGUCAGCUGACUCGAGGCCCACUAACCCGAGGCUUACAUUGCUGUGUAGACAGCCUCCAGUUGUAUUGCGACCCCAUUUUAUGUCCCUCAUACACACGUACCUAGCAGUUUAUUCACUGGUGAUGUGUCAGCAAGUCUAGGAGAUGAGACUUAAUCCCCCAGUAUAUGUACACGGCAGAAGUCAUUUAAUGUGGCGGAGAUGGUGAGACAUUUGGGGUGACAGACUCAUCAGCAUGCUUAGCUGGGUCUCACUUGAGCUUCACACUCGGAAUCUGCAAUCUCUGCCUUUCCAGGGUCUGGCUGGACCUGCGAUGAAGGGUAACUGGCUUAAGAUCAGUCUAGCCAAGCUGGAGAUGAUGCUGGCAGGUAAGGGAAACAUUUGGAAUAGCGAGUGCAGACUGACUGUUACCCACCGACCCUUGGUGUCAGAAUGAUGCAUUCUUGGGCUCUUUUUCUCCACGGCUGCUCUUGGAUUCCUGGGCAACAGCAGUUUCCUGGAAUACGUUCUACCAUCUCUGGUUGCCUUAGAAGUUGUAUCCCUUUAUACCUGAGGCAGACUGUGCCCUUGUCACUUCCAGGCUAGAUUCCUGCAAUGCACUUUUCUUGGGACUACCCUUGAAGACUACUCAGAAGCAUCGGCUAGGGAAGAAUGCAGCUGCCUGCUUGUUAAGGUUUUCCUCAUGUGGCCUUUGGUAUAAACGCUGCUGCUUGUUUGUUUCUAAGUACGAUUCACAGCACUGAUUAUCUAGAGAGCCCUUACAUGGGAAUUCACAGAUGCAAGGUAAUGUGCAUUUUGAACUGUUCGUGCACAUUGCUGGGUUCGAAAACAACGCCAGAACAGGCACUGGGCAUCUUGGGAACAGCUCUGUGAAACCCGUACUCACUGGGCAGCAGCCAUCAAAAACAAAAAUAUUAAGUUGCAGGAGGAACAGGAGAGGAAACAGCACUGAAAAAUAUGAUAAUGCCAUUGUUAUGGAGCGACAGUCACCUCUCUGCUGUUAAGGUUGCAACCAGCUUCCAUUAUAAAGCCCUGUUCGAGCCCUGCUGUAACCUUAGCUUGGAAAUCUGGUACAUGCAAAGUUUCAACGAAAUGUAUGCAACUGCCUUGGCGUUCCAGGUCUUUACAAUAUUCUCCCAAUUAGAAAUACUAUCUGUUGUCUAGGCUUUCUGCGUCUCCAUCUAGCUCAAAAUCAGUUUGUUGUCUUCUCACUUCCUGUACAGUUAACUCUCCUUGAACAUUCAUGUUCAGUGGAAGAAUUGAUGAAAAUAGCAUGUAAUUAAGCAAAGGUGUUGGUGACUUUUUUAUAGGCCAAUCCUGUUUGUAUUGAUUUCAUUGGAAUUAUGUGAAUAAUGGAUUUUUUUGUGUGGACAUUCUGAAAUAUGUAUCAAAAUAUGGUUUGGAUCUUUUUCUUUUUUUUUAAAUUUUCUAAGUAAAUUUCAAAAAGAAAAGUCA
Molecule: messenger RNA, 6623 nt
Organism: Gopherus flavomarginatus (Mexican gopher tortoise)
Lineage: Eukaryota; Metazoa; Chordata; Testudines; Testudinidae
Gene: TOR4A
Product: torsin family 4 member A
Exons: 6
Coding region: 2731-4011 (426 amino acids)
Cellular component (GO): nuclear envelope; endoplasmic reticulum lumen
Molecular function (GO): ATP binding; ATP hydrolysis activity
Source: RefSeq, a predicted model, not a curated record